AUGGCCUAUCAGCCGCUGAAGUCAGACCAAAAGCUGAGCAGCAUUUAUGUGAAACGUGCCACGAAGGAGUUGAACGAGGAUCCGAAACAAGUUACAGCCCACCUUGCAAGUCUUCGCCGAUGGCUUUCAUCUAUGCCGCAUCUGACCUGCCCCAGUGGUGAGUUUUGAAAGUUACACAUCGUAAGGGUGGAUGAUGAUUCAAAAUGUCCUGAUAAAUGGCCUGUACAGCGCAGGCCAUGUGAGAGGUUAUGAGAAAAAUAUCAAACACUUGACUUUUUUAUGCAAUUAACUGGGUAUCAACAAACGCCUUGUCCUAGUUCUUUUGCAGUUUUCUUCAUUUCUCACACUUUGCCACAAUAUUGUUUCUUCGGCUUCGUUUGCCACAGCGACACUGUUGGAUUUGCACUUUCUUAUUAUGGUGCAUUCGGAAAAAUUCGGUGUCGUUCCAACUUUAAGGCAGAACAUUCUUUUUUUACAUCAACAUCUGUGUGAAACAUAUCGAAAUCUUGAAGGAAUGCCCAUCAUUGGCCCUAAUCUGUCUGCAAAUAUAGUUCAGCCCAGUUUGGAACCUAACCAUUACUUGGAUAAGAGCACAUAUUUUUUGCUCCGUCUAGAUGACACUUUUCUUCUGGCUUUUCUACGACAUGCAAAAUUCAGCCACUCAAAAGCCCUGAAGAGGAUCGACAAUUUUUGCACAUUCCGUACAUCCGAGAAAGAGGGCUACCCUUUGCUGUUUCAAGCGGACGACUCUGACUUUGACUCCUAUGAGCGGAUGCUCGAUAUGAAGUAGGCAACUAAAAAAUAUUUCCGAAUUUCAUCUGACCUUCUUUUUUUUAUUUGUAUUGUUUUGCAUUUCUUUCCAUUGCCCUGUUUGUAUUUGUGGACGCAUUCUUCAGUUGACUGCAAAAUCAUUAGUGUUUGCCUUCAGUAUGCACCGCGGCCCAUAAAACACUGCCCAGAGUGUUUCUACGUGUCUCCAACUAAAAAAUAUCAAAUUUUAAUCGUUGCGAAACAGUUUGGUAGAGAAGAAAUUAUGUUAAGUAGGUUCCCACAUGCAGCAUGAUGGCUUUCUGCCAUCCGUAUAUUAAACACUUUUAAAGGCAGCACUCAUGUUGAAUGCCUUCUUUCCACUUGUUGUCAAUGUUCUCACGGACUCAGUCAAAUUUACGAAAGUAAUGCACAUAAAAUCUAGGAAGCGAAAUACUUGAACUUCAGGUAUACGCAUUGGUAAGGGAGAAGGCUGCUCGAACACCAAAAUCAUUUGCAUAUUUAUCUGAGUUCUCGAACUCCUGCAGGAAUCCAUCAUCAGAGGUAGAAGCAGCACCAGAACGGUGACAGUUCUUUGGGGUAUUUUUUGAUCAAAGAUCAAUGCGCAGGCCUGGAGGUGAUUGCGCGGGCUUCUGUAUGCCGGCGGUAAAUCGAUACAUCGACUGGCUGGGUUCUCGUCCGAGGCCCAGGCCUCAAUCAAAUCGCGGUUACUCUUGUCUCCCACGUGGGUGAUUGUCUUGGUGAUUGCGAAGUUAAGCCCGUGACCCGUUUCGAAGCUGUGGACAGUCAGCCGUCGCACAGCCUGCUUUACUCACGUGCGUUCGAUCCGAGCAAGCGUCCUGUCUGACUUGUGGAAUUACAAGAACAGAAUUGCAAGCACUGAAUACGAUAAACUACAUCAGACUGCCCCCGGUGAUUCGGCCGGUCCUUGAUUUUCAUAGUCCUGCUGCGGAUAGUAUUACUGGGCUGGUAAGCAGUUCCAGCACCUAGUCCGGCAGCAAUACGCUCAGUCGCCCCUGAAACGUCCUUUACAUAUGGCAGAGCAUGCCUAAUCAUCCGUUGGUUUGUGGGGUGGCGUCCCCGAGAGCGAACAUAUAGGCAUCGACCUCUAAACGCCUUCGAAUGGUCAAUCUGCAUACAUCGGUCGGGGCGGUAUCGGGACUGGCGCGCUUUUAUCUUCUAAGUUGUUCGGACCCGUUUGAAGCGUGCUGUCACACAACUUCGUUUGUGAGCUACCAGACGCCUGUUGUGGAAAAUGGGAAGCCGUGUGGUCGCCUAUCCUGCUACUGCCUUUACCUCUGACGACAGAGUCCUGCAUGAGUUCGGAAGCUCAGACAAACAAAUAACUGCUUUCGAUGUUCGAUCAGCUUUUUUCCUCUUAAAAUCUAUUUUGGGCCUAUUUUAUGGAAAAUACGGCGUAUUCAGGUGUGGUAGCUAGAUAAACGGGUGUCAGUUUUUAAAAGCCCUCUGUUGAUGCGACUAGUUCAUUUUUUGACAAGAAAUCAGGUCCCUUGUCGUUGUCGGUAAUGCCAUUCUGCCUAUAUCAUACCCGGCUGUGCGGCUGCUAGUUGGACUCGAGAGAGAGCCCGUAAGGCACAACGGAACGAGUGAGUUCUGUACGAACGAUCGGUGAGCGCCCCCUAUCAUUGAAAACAAGUAUGUAAACCGAUUGCUCUAUGUUCAAUGACCUCGGAUAAUAAAAACACAAAACUUACUUUUAAUACAAAACCGUUUCCAGAAUCGCUUUUAGCUUUCAACACUACUGUCCCUUCUUCUACUUCAGAACAGUCACGCCCCUCGGAUUCGCAGACAACGGAGCAUUCUGCCUCCUGGUCAAAAUGGGUAAUGCGAUUUUUGAGCAAACUUUUACCUUUCCUGUCUAGCCAACUUUGAUGUGGACCUCGUGACAGCUGAAAAAGUGAAACAGUUUAACCAGCUGUUCAAUGAUCACCUACUCUACGAUGCACGAGUUCAAAUUGGAGGAAUGGGUUUGGUAUUGGAUUACACAGGAUUGAGUGUGAAACAGUCGCAUGCAAUGUUCAAACCGAAAGUUAACAAGCUAGAAACAAAAUAUUACCAGGUAACUAUAGUACUGUUUCUUCGGAGUAAAAAGACUUUUAGCUUCUCAUAACCGUGCAGCUAUUGCCGUCAGCCUCUACUCUACAAUGGAAAAUUGCAGUUUAUCACAUAUACUUUCAUGAGAGGAAUCGAAGUACUGAUGGAGGACUUUUAUGAACCAUUUUAAGCACCCUAGAGGUCUGUUUCCCGGGGGUCAUGUCCAGGGGAAAGUUGAUAUGCGUCCAAAUAAGUUGAUUAGGAGUUGAUGUGUUGGGAGCUCCCUACUGUCUCUGGAGGCUUUCUGAAGCGCCGAAAAAUAAGAACUUGACUUCCAAUUUCGAAAAUGUCGGAGCACUGUCAACAGGCUACCAUGUCGGCAGUCACGGCGGAUUGUAUAUUUGAGUCCAACUACAGUCAUAUUACUACUGUCCAGCGCGGAGGCUGUUAGUAGGCAAACGCAGCCAUUUUCCUGGACGUCCUUCUGCACUAAGCUGCCUAAGCAAGUCACCUCCUACAAUCCUAAAAUGUAUGUGUAACCCCGCCUAAAGUAAAUCAUUUCACGGAUGGAAGCGAAUAUGCGAAUCCCAGGUUCUUGUUGUAAAGAAGAUGAAGACCCGAUCUCUGGGACAGUGGGUUUAUUAGUCUGAGCUUUCGGUCUCGUACAGGAGGCCAUCGUCAGAGACUGUGAGAAGGUAACAUCAAAUGAGUGGUUUUUGUAGUCGCGCCAUGAAGGGGGGGGGGAUAUGAAUGCAGAGGGUGGUAUUCGCGAUAAGUUGCGUCCCACGCCGUCUCACGGUGACGUGACUGCGUGCACCCUUGGCUGGAAAUUGGGUCUCGCCCCUUGGCCGCGGGAACGGAGCGCGUGAUAGCAGGGGGGGGUAUAUCAACGUGCCUGUUGAUAGCGUUGGUGUCAGACACCUAGGCCUCUAACAGUUCUCGUCCUGUCUUAUUGCUGGCCCGCGCCACUAUCCGCGUGCUCGCAAAGUUGAAUUCGUGGCCUUCCUCCAGGGUGUGAGUGGCGACCUGAGACAACGGGUCGCCUCUCCGGACCGCCCGUUUGUGCUCCGUUAUUCGUGAGCUAAGUCGUCGUCCGGUUUGUCCAGUGUAGUGGCGAAGGCAGUCCCGACAUGGGAUCUGAUAGACGACGCCCGAUUGUUCACCCACGUCUAGGCGAUCCUUCACUUGCACUCAUAUCUCCCCCCCCUUCAUGGCGUGACUACAAAAACCACUCAUUUGAUGUUGCCUUCUCACAGUCUCUGACGAUGGCUUCCUGUACGAGACCGAAAGCUCAGACUAAUAAACCCACUGUCCCAGAGAUCGGGUCUUCAUCUUCUUUAAAUCAUUUCAGUUUCGGGAGCAUACUGAGUGCUCCGUGACCUAUAUGAUUGCUGAUCAGGCUGGUCGGUAUUGACAGUUCACUUUUUAAAAGUGGUAAUUUUGCAGUCAAGGCUACUGGCAGGUUGUUUCACGGUCAAUGGUACCUGUCACUGAGCGCACACCUUUUCCUUCGAGGGUGUCCUAAUCAUCUGAUUGGUGAAAGUCAGCAACCAAUCAAUACGCAUGCCUGUUCACCGUCAUUACUUCGAUGUACAGCAUGCCUCCGAAACUCAAGAAGACUUGAACGAAGUAUUUCGCAUUGCUAUCAAUUAGAAAUGUUCCCUCAGGUGUUGCUAUAAUAUCGAUUAGCAUAGCAUCUGUUCUCUGAUGUGAUUAAGUAUUUUCCAACCACUUGUACAAAACUAUGCUUGAUUAAGAGCCGUUACUUAAGUAGUGUCUAUUUCUCAUCUUAUUGCCGAUGUUUAUAUAAUUUCAAUUAUAUCCCCUUGAAGGAAUGCAUGUACAGUAGAUGUGCUAACUCAUGAAAUGUCAACCAAAAUUUCGAGAUGCGUUCUCGUUUCGAAAAGAUCAAUUAAGUAGUGUUGUAAUACUAAUCAUGAUGCAGCAUAAAUCUAUAAUGAUCCAGUUACCUCAGGGUGUCGGCUUUCGAAAAAAACUUAUUUUCGCCUGCGAGCUAGAUCUAUACUCUGCAAAAAAUGACUACUUAUGUAGUAUGCAAUUUUCUCAUUGAUUUUCGAUGUCCUUGAAAAUUCAGUUAUAUUGCAUGAAAAACAUGCAUAAAAAUAUUCAUUCUUUUACUUAUUCGGUAGAAAAUCACGUCUUCUCCCAAGUUCAUACUCAAUCAAAGAUUAUAAUCCGGUUUUUAAAAAGUUUCUAAUUGUGAGAUUUUUUAAUACCGUUAAAUGGCCGUUCAGGAAACGUCAUGUAUCUGCAUUUACGAAUGUGGCUUGUAAAGUUGACAAUAUUGCUCAAAUCCACUGCUUAAUUUUAUGAACCCCAUAUGGUCUCCUCUUAACACCGUAGAGAAAUGCAUGUAAUAUUGUUAACUUUACAAGCCACAUUCGUAAACGCAGAUACAUGACGUUUCAUGAACUGCCAUUUAACGGUAUUAAAAAAUCUCACAAUUGGAAACUUUUUUAAAACCGAAUUAUACUCUUCUUUUGAGUAUGAAACUUUAAGAAGACGUGAUUUUCUACCGAAUAAGUAAAAUAAUGAAUAUUUUUUGCAUGUUUUCCAUGAAAUAUAAUUGAAUUUUCAAGGACAUCGAAAAUCAUUGAGAAACUUGCAUACUACAUAAGUAGUCAUUUUUUGCAGAGUAUAGAUCUUGCAUGCAGCCGAAAAUAAGUUCUUUCGAAAGCGGACACCCUGAGGUGACUGGAUCAUUAUAGAUUUAUGCUGCAUCAUGAUUAGUUUUACAACACUACUUAAUUGAUCUUUUCGAAACGAGAACGCAUCUCGAAAUUUUGGUUGACAUUUCAUGAGUUAGCACAUAUACUGUAAGUGAGAGUUGUCUCAUUCCUUUUGUACGUCUUUUUGAAUGCUUUGCUUUUGUGGGGGGUGUAUUUCGUUUUCGGUAGACGCGCACACAAUUAUUCCUGCAGCCUGAGUACCCACAGUACCUUCAGAUCAUUCGCAAUUGUGCUGCCGUUUGCUGCAUUUUUCGAGCACUGAAGGGCUCCAUCCUGUGAUUAUGUCCAGCGACAUAAAUCUGCCCUAGAUAAAGUAUACAGUAAUUCAUUUCGGAGGUUGGAGAGGAACCGAAAACGCCGACUGUGUUCCCAAUUCUUGGUGAACUUGCUCUGAAGACCAAUCUUAUCAGUUUUCAGACACAAAACUUGACGACAAUUGAUUUCUUAAGAAAUGAGAAUGAGAAGCAACAUUUUGGCCAGACAUGGAAAUAUGGGCGCCAUGUUUUGCAGGUGGACUUGCGCUGAAUUCCAGGGGGACUAGGGUUAGGUUAAGGUCAGGGCUAGCGUUACGGUUGGGAUUAAAGCUAGCGUUAGUGCUAGAGUUAAGGUUAGGAUUCUGGAAUCGGAACCGCCCUCGAAUUUAGCAAAUGACCACUUGUAGUACUGGAGAGGUCCGUAUUCCCGUGUCCGACGCAUAGCUUGCCCGCCACUUUCGGGGAACCCUGCUUGAUUUAGGUGAACAUUGAAAGAUGCUAUGAUUCCCCCUGCAUAAACUGACUUUCUUUUGCAGAGAGGGAAUUACAGGGGCAGCCGCAGAGGCUUCCGAUCAAAAACAAGCCUUCUGAAAUGAUUUAACAAACUGGCGACUUUGUCUGCUGCCAAACAACUUCGUAACUCCACUCGAGCAAUUGCUUCUAUUUGUAGACAAUUUAAGUUUUCUAUAUUUGGUGAAUUUUGGCGUCUACUAUAGUUGAUAGGAAGACAUAAUCACAAACCGCCACCGACAAAGACGCAUUAACAUGAAGCAGAAACAGUGUCUAUGAGUAGAAGGUAGCUUCAUCUGUAAAUUAAAUGUUUGACGUUUUUUAAGAGAAUUCCUGUUGGAUAUAAUCGUUGGCUUCCAGGGGUAAAGCCUUCUUGCAUCUGUAUGCAGUGAGAAAACCAUGUUGUAUACCGGCGAAUGAAGAAUACUUGUCUCUCAUUUCCAGUAGACAGUAAUCUGACUUUGAAUCGAUAACUGAUGCUGUUCACAAUACUACAUACACAAACAUGCAUUUUAUUCACCCUGUUAGUAUUGACAAGGCUUUAGAGGAAGGACUCUGAAGUAAUGAGAAGGUAGCUAUUAAAAGAGGCAUACUAACUUUUGUUCUUAUUGUUGACUUAAGGAGGCGUUUCCAAUUCGAGUAAACAGGAUGAUAUUCUUCAACAUGCCGUCAUUUUUUGAUGCCACCUACAAGCUGGUCGAACCCUACUUAAAGGAGAAAAUACGAAGCAGGGUACGUUUUGCAGUCAUCUGCGAAAACACUUACAUAUGCAUGUUUUACAAUGUUAAGAAGGUUGCUCUGACGAAAAUAAGUGGUUAUGUCAGUUUAAACUUCCUUAGCCAAAUAUCCAACAAUGUCGCUCUAAGUAGUUGAGUCUAAUAUUGUGAAUUUUGAUACAACACAUGAUGAGGAUAGGGUAUGCAACCCCUCCCCGCGGGUGUUUAUUCAAAAGACCACCUUCUUGCUGUAUUUAGGUAGGUGUGGUUCAUAACGGUUUGCCCGACAACAAGUCGCAAAAGGGGAUAUGCGAUACGCGGUUUUUGGCCUUCACUAGCGCUACUGACGUUAAAAUUGCCCAUGUCGGGAACAAGGUUAAGAUUAGUGUUAGGAGUUGGCUUAUUCUCUAGGCUAGGAUUCCCUUUGCAAGAGGUCUGGCUGAUCCAUGUUAUCCCGCGAGCUUCCCACGUCGUGUGUUAAUGACGCUGGAGCCUUUACUAAAGUAUCUUCUGCAAGCACAGAAAUUUACCUGUAUUAGAACAUCCCCAAGGUUUAAAUGCGCCGUCCAGCAGUUUAACCUUGCAUUUUGGGUUUUUCACAACGCUUUUAACAGUUGUGCGAAUGGACGGCGAAAAGUAAAGAGAAUUUUGUACUGGAAUAGUACAGCGCAAUCGACAGGCUGUUUGCAUUAACUAACCUUUAACGGUUGGCUAGGAAAGCAAUCACAACAGAUACCGCGUAAAGGCUACUAAAAAACCGCUUGGUUACCAACGGCAAUUAGAAUUUUUAUAACUGAGCUUAAGGACAAUUCAACACAAUUUUUAAUGAAGCCGUUUUGUUCAAAACCUCGCGUUGCUUUCGAUUUGGCGAUGCCCUUAAAACUUCCUCAGAAUUCAUCAAGCCCAUAGGUGGACUAUUACGAAUAUUAUUUCUCCAAAGUCUCCCAACUCAGUUUUCUACCAAUAAACUUUUGCAGAGUAAUACGAGUUUUGUUUACUGAACUUCCUCAGAUGACCCUCGAAAUGCAGCUACUGUCCUGGUAAUGCAUAUUUCCUGUUGUUUUUUUUUCAAGUGCUAAAACUCGGAAGGUAUAAUUUAGCUCCUUUCUUACAAUGGUAGGGGGGCGCUCACCGAUCGUUACGUUGUGCCUUAUAGGCUCUCUCUCGAGCCCAACCAGCAAACGCACGGCGGCGCAUGAUAUAGGCAGAAUGGCAUUACCGACAAAGACAAGGGAGACUGGAAUGGUCAUUUCUGGCUUAUUAGCGGUCGUCAGCCAGCCAUACCCAACCCCGAAGUGUGAAACACCCGAGGCUCGAACUCGCGAUCUGUUAGUUAGAAGUCCACGCCUCUAACCACUGGGCCACGAGCCCGUUGCCUUGUCGCUUUUCGAUCGGCAAUAUAAAAUGUUAGGGGGCGCUCACCGAUCGUUCCUGCGGAACUCACUCGUUUGGUUGUGCCUUAUAGGCUCUCUCUCGAGCCCAACCAGCAGCCGCACAGCGGAGCCUCGGGUGUUGCACACUUCGGGGUUGGGUAUGGCUGGCUCACGACGGCUAAUAAGCCAGAAAUGACCAUUCCAGUCUCCCUUACCUUUGUCGGUAAUGCCAUUCUGUCCUUUCUUGCAGUUAUUAUGUAGCGCGCUUGUUGGAAAUAACAGCUGAAGUCAUGAAGUAUUUGUUUUCAGCCAAAUUGCAUACUUAACAUUUAUUUUGCAAAAACAGCCUCCCACUGUCCACCUCCCUAUCUCUUCGAAUUAGUUAAUCUUGCAUCGGGAAAAAGUGUCCUGAUCCAUAGUUAAUAGGCUAUACUGAUAAUUAUGCUCACAUUUAAAUUUAUUUCGAUAAAAAGUUUUUCGAACGAAAGUAAGCCAGAAACACAAUCUCCUAUAUUGUGCAACCAAGUCAAGAUGAAAUUGUUUCUUAAUAUUGCAGACAGCUGUAAACAAGAAUUUCAUAACUGAAGACGGUUUUCUAGCUGUGUGGGUUUUGUGUUUUCAAUGGGAUUUAACGUCGAAAGCUGAUUUUUAGUUUAAAAUGUUGUCAUUUUAUCAACUGCAUGUUUUGGGUCGAUGCAAAUUCCAAAAAACGAUACGAAUAAAUUACAGAUUUAGCAUUUAGAGAGAAAAAUGUGACUUUGGAAAACUAUGAGGACUUAACAAAAAUCAUGCUGGUUGUUGCGAACUUGCUUCUAGCCAUGCUGUCAUAAGUGGCUUGGAAAACGCUUAAUAGAAAAGUUAUAUUCCACCUUCCAGCAGUUGUUAUAAGACUGUGGCCUGUGUCGAAUCCCUAUAAAACUGAAUGGCAUCGUUAAAUGCAAGCAGGAACUGAGAAAAUGCCUAUAGCAGGUCACGGCCAAACGCAACCUGAAAGCAGUUUAUUUGCCUUGGAAUGCUAGCCUUCUGUUAAAUAGGCCAUGACACGGAAACUACUGCUGCAUCAAUACUCUGCAUUUGUCCAUCUCUCUGCACUUCACACAAAAUCCGGCUAGGCUUCGUAGAGAGAUUUCAAAAAUGUAUUGACGACGACUGAGUAUCUAGACAACUGAGUUCCGGCUCCAAAAGAAAGAUUGAGAGUCAGGAGAGCGGGUCAAGUAUCCACAAUGCCAGUAUAUGCCUUUGUCAGCUGAAGUGCAUGGAGCGAUUGAGCCACGCAGCCCGAUAUGUGACAGUUGUUUCUUCAUUCGCAUCCACUUGUCCUUCAAGCAGCAUGAUUCGGCAAGACAGCAUCCACGUCUAUGGGUGAUACCUACACUAAAUGCGAUGGUGCUAAGUUGUACUGGCCUAUACACCUCUUAUCACACACUCCGCAAAGCGCCAAGCCCUCGGUAACUCCUUUGAUUUGCCGGCAAGAUCCUAUUUCGUAGUCGUGCCUGUUAGGGGUUAGGGUAAGGAGUUUGGGGUUAGUGGUUGGGGUUAAAAGUUAGGGGUCAAGGUUGGGGCUUGUCUACCGCAGGUACGGCUACGAAAUAAGAUCAGACCGAUUCGCCCUCUCUGUGAGACAAUACAGAGACACCGGUUUAUACAAGUCGAAUCACAUUCUCAACUUCAACGAAGACGAACGCUUCGCAGUAGGCGACGAUAACUGAAUGCGCUGUAAGCGGAUCCAGUCAUUGUCGUCUGGUUCAUAGCCAAACGAUAAACGGGGAAGACAUCUCCCUGACUAUGCAGCACUACUACUCUGUUUGGGCAAUUUAACUAUUCUUACCGGAGGCGUUCUAGUGAGGGUUACUAUCAGAGACGGCAUUGGUGAACAGAGCUGCAAAAUACACCUCCCAUCUGUUUCCAGAAAGAGCGGUGAUGCCCCAGUGGUCUGCCAUUUAAAUUUGUCAAGUUGAGCAAGUUUGACGAAAGGUAAGGGCCUUUCAACAACCUCACGGUUGGUCGAUCGGCAGUCACGCAGGUAUGUAGCAAUUUACCUGGUUAAUAUGUCAACCUCUGCAGGUUGCUCUUAUUCUCAGAUCAUGGGUCAGAAUUUUUAUCUGGGAUUGCGGGCGACGAACACAUGUAUUCUGGUAAUUAAGUCUACAUAAUCUUAUUUACCACUUCAAAUCCACUUUUCGCGUAUUAUGGAAUUUUCACGAAAAAUAAGCUGUCUACAUUUUGUAAACCUCGUGAAUUAAAUAAAACAUGCAUAAUAGUUCGCGAAAUCCCAAGUUUUCAAGAAAAUUUUCGAUUUUGACUAAGUUCCGAAAACAACAGAAAAAAAUGUGCUCUCCUCGACUGACAUCGACAGUCUAGUUUUUUUUCUAUUAGGAAACACGUCUAUUUCAGUCAGGACUUAGUGAGGCCGAUCUCAAAGGCGCUGUUUGGUUCUGUUACACUCGGGCCACCAGAUGUCAGCCAAAAACAAACAGGCAGUUAUUCGCUUAAAGAACCUCGAAAAAACACUGUGGGUAUUCUAAGUACACUAUACAUGGAUAGGAGUCCCGUUCUUGUGAAUGAUCAAGACGUAGGCAUUUGGGAUACCAAAUAGUCGGCAAGAUACAUGAACUACAUCUAUCACCCUUGUUGACUAUUAGAUCGUCAAUUGCUAAAGAAAAUGAGUUCUUGCGAUAAGAUAUGUCGAAAUUUAAUUUCUCCUUAGAUAAUGAUGAUUCAAGACAACCUACAGCCAGCAUUCGAUGCUCUGCCAGGGCUUCAAAAGCUGAUGCCGAAAGAAUACGGUGGCUUCAAUAAAACUUUUGAUGAGCUUCACGGUAAGUUUCUUCACACGUAAACUAAUUAAAAUAAAUGACCUUGAAAAACGCUAUGGCCUGACACUGCGUUUACUGGCACGCAGGAUUCAGAAACCAGUCCCAAAGGCUAGGUGCAGUGCUACGAGACGCGGGGACUGCCCUAAGUGUGUUUCAUUUCUGCCCGAUUUAUCGAAGUCAACCGAACAAGCUGCGAAUUUAACGGUAACGAACAAUUUAUUGUAGGCAUUCAUGAGAUUGGUAGGGACGUUCACAGAUCGCGCUACGGGACUCACUUGCUCCGUUGUGCCUUGGGGCUCUCUUUCUCAAGCCCCGCCAGCAGCCGCGCUGCGGCGCGUAACAUAGGCAGAAUAGCAUUAUCGAUAAAGGGCAAGGGGGAUUAGGGGAGGGGGAGCAUUUCUGGCUUAUUAGCCGUCCUCAGCCAGCCAUACCCAAACUACGAGGUGUGGAUGACCGGGAUCUCAAUCCCGCGACCUGCUGGUUAAAAGUCCAACGCCCCUAACCGCUGAAUCACGAGCUCGUUGUCCUGUCGGUCGCUCAGAUUCGUUCUGUCACUGUCUCUGGUGAUGGGUUCGAGCGAGAAUUCGAAGCGUUAGGCGAAUAAAGCUUUUGUUCCGGCGAUCGCUUCUACUUCUUAUCAACUAGCUCCUGGAACUCACAUCUUCGCUUGUAUCGACAGUUCAUAAAUCCAAAAGACGUCUUUAUCCCUAAACAACUCAGUCGCCGACUUUUUUUAUUUCAAAUCGAUUGUCCCAAUAACCUCAAUGUUGGUGGAUAUCCGAACUGUUUAAUAUCCUUUGUCUCCUCAUUUUUGGUGCGCAGUCGGCUAUCGCGUAGUUGUUAUUCGAAUUUUUAAGGAUUCAGUCCGGCUAAUAUUGGGCGUAAACCUUUUCGAUUAUAUUCAAACCGAGGUAAACAUUUUUUUCGCUUGAAACAGCAGUUAUGUUUUUCGUGGAUACCAGUCCCUGCCGUUUUGUUAUUCAAAAUGGUCGACUUGGAAUUAAACCGUCAUUCCAGAUAACUAUGAAAGUUUUUACACAUUCCGGGUGUUUAUAAAUAGUUGGGCCACGUCAGGCCACAUUCACAGCAGAUCCUACAAAGGGAUCUCUGCCAUAUCGAAUGUUCGAAACUUACGUAGGCCGCAUCGGCGUAUUUACUCAUUUUAUCACAUCAGUGCUCCCUCCAAAUCACAGUCCCUUCGCCGCCCGAAUUGAACCAUUCACUUAUGAGCCAGCUGUCCUAGAAUUUCCGUGUGACCUUCUUUAUGGCUUCAACUCACGUUAAGUUGCACUUACUCUUAAGGGAAAAAUACUACCUACAGAUAUAAAAGACAGGGUAAAGAACACGUCAGGCUUAUAUGUUUUCGUAAGUCAGUUAUUCAUAUCCCAAUCGCAAGGGGGGUUGGGGUCUGCGUCAUAGCAGACGCUUCCUGCAUCUCGCGUUUUCGUAUGUGUUUGACCCACAACAUGGUCCCUGUCGUUUCGUUAAAUCCAGACCAGGUCCACUUUGGCCUAUGAUUCCCAAAUAGGGCUGUGCUGCUUAUAUCCGUCUCUAGUAGGUGACACGCAUGUUUAACACACGGUAGACGGAGCGUUGCACACGUCAGCCACAGUGUGUCCGAUGUCACCUCAGUCCGCGUGAUCCAACCACCUCACUGAUGCUGGGGCAUUGUGAAGUGAACGUGAAGUCGACUCUGAGGCACCUCGUAUCGACUACAGUUGUGUCUGUGCCCUGGGCACCGCGGUCGUCAGGUGUAGACGUGGCUGGUAGGAGAAGAGAGAAGACACCAAAAAGAGGGAUUUAUUGUGCACAGCACCCUGAGCCACCGUCUCAGGUGGCAGUAGUCGCGGCCGAGGCCUGGGGGUGUGCUGACGAUGUCAAGUCAAGCCCGAGAGAGAGAGAGAGAGAGAGGGCUAGGCCGCGGUGUCAGCUGCUUUACUAGAUUCGUAGACGCAUGUUCGGGUGCUGUGCAAUUGGUGCGUUGAUGACGGAGACGAGAUGAUGAUGCUUAACGUUCUGUCACUCAAUCGCGGUUCGCGCCCUGUUGAUCGAAAUGAAAGUUAUCCAUAUUCACGUGGGAACGCUGUUAACCAAUCAGGCCGGCCUGCUGACUCCAGCUCCUAGUCACAACGGAACGUCCCCAUUCCCUCCCGCAAUCCAGCCAAAUCAACGAUCACUAUUUUCGUACAAUUCUUCAAGGUGGUUACAGAAUAUUCAGUAUUUCUUCGAAAAAAACCGUGCCAUUUCUGCAUUUUUCGACACAACUUACUUUUAUAUUAUCAAGUGAAUUGGAAAAGUCUGGUGACCGUGUUACACUUUAAAAUGUCACGAGUAUUUUAUCCCUUUCAUCCAAAUGGUGCAAUUCUGAUUUUUUUUAACUCUUUUAGCUGAAAAUCGUCAGGCAAUGAUCGACUUAUUCAAAAAUCGGAGGCGCAUAUCCCUUGCAGUGGAUGAAAGCAAGCGUCCAGAAACUUCCAAAAAUUUAAUGCGUGUCUACGGCGACCUGCCCGCCGAGAGUAUGGGCAGACAAGGGACCUAUGUGAAAUUUGGAGAAGACGACAUCUGA
Spirometra erinaceieuropaei is the source of this 13808-nucleotide messenger RNA. The record is from the annotation of a GenBank genome assembly. Lineage: Eukaryota; Metazoa; Platyhelminthes; Cestoda; Diphyllobothriidea; Diphyllobothriidae.